AUGGCGCCAGAGCCGACGGAGCCUGCGGCAAAUUGUCAGGAGAUCUUGGAUGCUGGUGUCAACACUAGCGGUGUAUACACCAUUCAGCAUGACGGUAAAACCAUGCAGGUCUACUGCAAUAUGGAGUCUGAUGCCGGCUAUAUGGAGUACGCCGAGGGUUUCGGCGAUCUGACCGGGGAGUUCUGGCUGGGUAGCGAGAAGCUGCAUGAUCUGACUAGUACUGGCAGAUGCGAGCUAAUCGUUACUCUGAGGGCGUUCGAUGGACAGAAUGCCACGGUUUGUUAUGAGGACUUUAAAAUAGAGUCAGUGGAUGAAAGGUACAAGCUUAACGUUGGCAGUUUCCAUACAGUUGCAGGAAAUGCAGGUGAUUCACUCCACGGCGACCAGAAAUUCUCGACUAAGGACCGCGGCGACGACGGCUCUGGAAGUAGAAACUACGCUGCAAUGUUCCACGGGGGCUGGUGGUACAAGAAAUAUAAUGGCAACAAUAUCAAUAGCAACUUGAACGGCUUGUACCACAGCAGCCCAAAUGUCAAUGACUACCAGGGGAUACAGUGGGUCUCCUACAAAAGGAGAGAUUACUCUCUGAAAGGGUGUGAAAUGAAGAUGAGUUGUGGGCCUAAAAAGGGUUGUGGAAGUGGUGGGAGUGGUAGUAAGAGUGGUGGGAGUAGCUGA
Acanthaster planci (crown-of-thorns starfish) is the source of this 675-nucleotide messenger RNA. RefSeq lists its product as uncharacterized. NCBI's taxonomy places the organism in Eukaryota, Metazoa, Echinodermata, Asteroidea, Valvatida, Acanthasteridae. The record is from RefSeq and is a predicted model, not a curated record.